Messenger RNA from Pan troglodytes (chimpanzee), 661 nucleotides. It is a transcript of the gene KGD4, whose product is annotated as alpha-ketoglutarate dehydrogenase subunit 4. The transcript has 4 exons. Lineage: Eukaryota; Metazoa; Chordata; Mammalia; Primates; Hominidae. Gene Ontology annotation, cellular component: oxoglutarate dehydrogenase complex. The coding region runs from base 108 to 419 and encodes 103 amino acids. The record is from RefSeq and is a predicted model, not a curated record. Gene Ontology annotation, molecular function: oxoglutarate dehydrogenase (succinyl-transferring) activity. Gene Ontology annotation, biological process: 2-oxoglutarate metabolic process.
GGUCUCCGCCUCCGUGACGUCCCGGGAAGCACCGCCCACAGCUGCCCGGGACUCCAGUGAUCGCCGCGGCUCGCUCGCGCCCCGGAAACUGCCCCUUCUCGGGGGUCAUGAUGGGCAGCAAGAUGGCGUCUGCUAGUAGGGUCGUUCAGGUAGUCAAACCACACACUCCAUUAAUAAGGUUUCCUGACAGAAGAGACAAUCCUAAACCCAAUGUAUCAGAAGCUUUGAGAUCAGCAGGGCUACCAUCUCACUCUUCUGUAAUUUCACAACAUUCUAAAGGAAGUAAAUCACCAGAUUUGCUGAUGUAUCAGGGUCCACCAGACACUGCAGAAAUAAUAAAAACAUUACCUCAGAAAUACAGAAGGAAACUUGUGUCUCAAGAAGAAAUGGAAUUUAUCCAACGUGGAGGUCCUGAAUAACCAUGGUGGCUGCUGUUUGUCAUCAGACAAUAGAAUUGUCUUUACAAUAAAGGACUUCCAAAAUGACAGAUGAGAAACUGUAUAUUAAACACCUUUAAUAAAUAUUAUGAAAAAAAUGAAAUAUAGAAAAUUUAGAUGGACACUUGUAUUUCCUAAUUUAUGUAUCUUGGUCAGCUUCUCCACAAGCUUACCUAAUUGUUUAUAUACUUUAUACUUAUUAAAGUAUACAUUUUUAAAUGUUA